Messenger RNA from Cylicostephanus goldi, 1371 nucleotides. Lineage: Eukaryota; Metazoa; Nematoda; Chromadorea; Rhabditida; Strongylidae. The record is from the annotation of a GenBank genome assembly.
GAGCGUGCAAAGCGCGAGAAGGAGGAGAAGGCGGCCACUUUGAAAAGGGAUAAGAAGACGGUCUCUAAAACCUCGGUGACAAAAAUCCCGUCACUUUCGCGAGUUGGUCAACCUUCAAGCAUCAUUGUUGAAGUUGCUGGACAUGACCAAUUAGAAAUCACAAUCACAGAUAACAAAAAGAAGCAGAUUGGCACAGAACUCAUCGAAAUUGAGCCCGGUGUAAUGCAAGUGAACUUUACACCUCAGGUUGUCGGAGAUCAUGACAUCGAGGUUAAAUAUGGUGGAGUGCCCGUAACGGCCAUUCCAUUCACAUGUAGAGCGUAUGAUCCGACAAAAAUCAAAGUUGGUGCAAUUCCUAAGGGCCUUUUGGAUAAGCCCGUUUAUUUCACAGUGGAUGCAUCCGAAGCCGGAGUGGGAAACCUUGAAGUAGCUGUGAAUGACGGGCGUGUACCAUCCAUGGCCCAUGCCCUUGGUCAACAUCGCUAUGACAUAUCAUUUGUACCUAAGGAGAAUGCUGAUCACACCAUUACGAUUAGAUUCAACAACGAACCGGUGCCAGGCUCACCAUUCACUUGCCAACUUGUGUCUGCAGCUCAAGCUUCCGCCUCAGGACCAGGGCUUGAACGAGUACCUGUUGAUGAGUUGACUGAAAUCAAAAUUCAAACCAGUGUUCGCGAUCCACAAGGUAACGACCUCCCCGUAGACAUUUCACGCAGUCGCCAUGAUGACACCAUGUGUGUAGCUACUUACACUCCAAAAUGUGUCGGAAACCAUCAGGUUGACAUAUCGAUGCUUGGUGAGCCUAUUGCCGGCUCUCCUUUCACAGCCAAAGCUUAUGAUGCGAGAAUGGCCCGGCUUAGCCAGUGCGAUCAGGCCAUCGUUGGAAAGCCAUGCACUUUCGCCAUAGAUGCUGCCCGAGCUGGAGCUGGCAACAUGGAGAUUAUAGUAUCGGUGGAUAAUCGUAAUGUACCGAAUUUUGUCCAAGCUGAGGGCCAGGCAAAAUUCAAGGUGUCCUUUACACCGCAAGAGGCUAAAGAGCAUGUCAUAAGCGUACGAUUCAACGGUGUUAGCGUGCCAGGAUCGCCAAUGAGGUGCAUGGUCGAGAAUGCACCUUCAUCUGCACUUGCGGCGGCACCGCUCGCUACCAUGGCUCCGUCGGUGUCAACGGGAUUGACGGGGGUUCCUCUAGAGCGACAUGUUGUCGAGCGUACGGAACGUACGGAACGCUAUACUACAGAUCGAAGUGCCGAGAAGACAUCGUUGAGCAGCGAUCUGAAACAUGCACAGGUCAGAAUAAGCAAAACCACGGUUUAUAUUAGGUUGUUUCAAAAGUUCUACUCACUUUCGAACUUUGGAUUUGAUUUAACAUAA